UGGAAAAUGUCUCUCUCUCUCUCGACACAAACCCUAUCCUCCCGUCGCCUCCCUCUUCCUCCAUCACCACAACCUCGCCUCCCUCUUCCUCCACCACAACAAAGCCGUCGACUGGCAAUCGUAUACGCUACAACAGAUCUCCAAAGAUACAUCCUAAAGCACAAUUAGAUUUACCCUAAUCCGUGAAAAUUAAUACUUCAAAAUACACAAAAAUCUGGAAAAAUGAAGAGAAUCACACAAUGUUCAGAGGUAGCGAAGAACGAAGGGCGCCGGAAACAAUGGAGUCUCUGGUGAAAACACAAAAACAUCAACGGCAGUCAACGCAUAAAGGAAUGAGGCAACAUAGAUUCAGAAAUCGGACGCUUUUGGAGCCGGAGGAACACAUGACAGAAGAGUAGAGUAACAAACGGCCCUAAAAAUCAAGAGGAAUGCAAAAGGGAUUCAUUAUAACCCUAAAAGAGUAGUUGUCAGCCACCCUCUCCAAGAGAAAAAGAGAGACAAAAAGGUUAACAUAGGUUGGUACCUACACAGAGACUGCAAAAGUUCUAAGAAGUGAUUCUUCCAUAAGCAACUCUUCAACUCUGCAUCUGAAGUUAGAAGAAAUCCAAAACGGUGCACAUUAAAAGGUUAUCAAGUCAUCUAAGGAAGAGACACAGUUUACACAUACAGUAUAAAUCAGCAAAGAUUAUAAGGAGAUUUAGGGCAGACAAACUUAUCAGAAAUAGUGAAACAAAAGGUUGGUGAUCUGUGAAAGCAAGAAGAUGCCAAGAAGAUCUAUCAGCAAAUGAAAUAAUGCAACAACGGGAGAGAUAUCAGUGAAAGCAAAGGGGUGCCAAGAGGAUCUUUCAGCAAAAUGGUCUAUACAAAUAUAGCAAUAAUGCAGUAGUGAAGUUCUAACAUUAAAGAUACAAAUAAAGCUAUUAAGGUGUGAAAGAAGGCCCAUUGGAGUGUCAAAAAGGAUGGUAAAAAAGCAAUAAAAAGAGGAAUACCAAUAGGUUUAUACAAAACCCUAAUAAAGAGGAGCCGCCUAUACUAUAGCAGAAAAAGGAGAGAGAGAAAUCUUUCAUUAUAAAGGAGGUUACAAUAUAAUCAUUUUAUAGGCCUGCUGAUGACUGUUUCAACCAUGAGAGCUAUAGAGGUCUACAACACAACCUCAAAAUAGGAAGAAAAGAGAAAAAAGACAGACAAAAGAUGAUGUAAAUAAUAAUGUAAGAGAACAUGAACAACUCUACACACCAAAUAGAAAUUCAAUUGAAGGAAGAAGAAGAAUAUAUUUCAACAGGAACCAAAGACUAAAGGUAAAUCAACAUAGCUUUAUGAAGAUGUAGCAAAAAUUCUUUCCAGAACAUGCACAAACAUAAAUAUCAAACAGUUAUAAUCUGAAAAGGUAAUAGACUUUCAAACUUGAUGUCGUUUCAAUUGAAUUUCUAUUUGGUUUAAGACAUGAUAAGUAGAGAACUAACAUAUACACAUUGAAUUUCAUCAAACUCAACUUGAAUAAUUAUAUUUCCCAAUACAGUCUUCCUUCAUUUGAAUCUAAGUUCUACUGGGAUUGCAAAAAUUUUGCUUAGGGUCAUAAUGCAUAUCUAAUGACUUCACACAUUACUAUCCACCCCAUCCAUCUUUUAUUAUAUUAUUUCAUUUACAUUUUGUUUUGAUAGUAUAUACUGAAAAUUGGCUUAGAUUUUAAUUAAUGAUGUAUUUAAUAUUUCAGGAAUGGAUGGCAAAAAGUUUGAUUAGGGUCAUAAUUCAUCUAUAAUUAAUUCAUACAUCAAACGACCGCAACCAUUUCAGAUAUUAUCCACCCCCACCCAUUUUUUAUUAUAUUAAUUCAUUUACAUUUUGUUUUGAUACUAUAUACUAAAAGUUUGCUUAGAUUUUAUCUAAUGAUGUAUUUAAUUUUUCAGGUAUGAAUUGCAAAAAGUUUGCUUAGGGUCAUAAUGCAUGUCUAAUGGCAGCAAGCAUUUCAUAUAUUAUCCACCCCCACCCAUCCUUUUAUUAUAUUAAUUCAUUUUCAGUUUGUUAUGAUACUAUAUAUUUAGAGGUUUGUUAUAUUUUAUAUUUAAAUGUAAUAGUAAAUAGUAAAUAUUGUAAUAGAAUAGUAUAUUUAAAUGGCAGAUAUAGGCUUGCCUCUACACAACUUCCCACAAAAUACUACAACCAAGCUAUAUGUAACAGGUUAAAAGUGAAAAAAAAAUGACAAAAUACAGCAGUUAUAAUGGCUGGUUUCCCGUCAAAAAGGGCAAACAUGGCAUUUUAAAAAGUUCACAAAAACUCUCACUUUAGAUAUUGAUAGAUUUGUAUUUCGGUCAUAUGUUUAAGACCAAUAUUGACCUUUUACUCAAAAAAGAAACUAAGAAUAUGAUCGACUUCCAUCCGUACACACUGAGUUUUGGUGAAUAAGUCAGUAUGAUCAACAGAAUUUUAGUGUGAAGAUAUUUUGCAUAAAUUCAUAGUAAUAUCAUAAUCGCUUGGAAAAUUUUAAUAGAGAAAUAGGAGUAUACUAGAUAAGGAGAAAUCCUUUGUAUUUCCCCGUGGUUGGGCAACAAAUUCGCGAUUUCUUUUGCACACUCAUUUCCAUUUCUUUCUUUUGCUUUCAGGUAAAUUCUUUCUCGUAUUUUUCUUCGUCCAUUAUUUUCCAUUCCGUUUACAGCUCAUUACGAUUAAGAAAUAAAGAAUUUCUCUGAUCUCGCUGCGUAUUCCAGCGCGAUCGGUUGAUUUUCUUUAAUUGGGUUUUUCUUUUUCUAGGUUGCCCACUUUAUUUGAAGCUUUAGAUUCUGCCCAGCUAUAAAAAUUUGGAAUACUUGUGGUUGGUGAUUGAGAUAGAAAAAACAGAGAAAACGUAAAAAAAAAAUUGUGAAUGGGUGAGCAUUUGGUGGUGAAUAUGGAGCAGCUGCCAAUACCUGAUGUAGUUGAACAUAGCCAACCGGUUGCUCAUGCCGUUUUGUGUGGUUCUGCGGGGAAUAAGUCUGAGCUGGUGGGGUCGUCAUCAUUGUCAGCACCGGCGGAUGAGAAAGUGGUAGUGGUGGUGGAGAGUGAGGAUGCAGACGAGGAGUUGCCUCUGAUAGGGAUGGGGGAGUGCAGGAUUUGCCAGGAGGAGGAUUCGGUAAAUCAUUUGGAGACUCCUUGUGCUUGCAGCGGGAGCCUCAAGUAUGCUCACCACAAAUGUGUUCAGCACUGGUGCAAUGAGAAAGGAGACAUUACUUGUGAGAUCUGCCAUCAGCCAUAUCAAUCUGGUUAUACUGCUCCUGCACGUCCUCCACCGGAUGAAACUAGCAUUGAUAUCGGGGGUGUCUGGCGAAUCUCAGGCACUCCCCUAGAUAUGCACGACCCUCGACUGCUGGCCAUUGCUGAGGCUGAGCGCCAGCUUUUUGAAGCCGACUAUGAUGAUUAUAACAGUGCAACCAACAAUGGCACAGCAUUUUGCCGUUCGGCUGCUCUAAUUUUGAUUGGCCUUCUGCUACUGAGACAUGCUCUAUCCAUCACCGAUGAUGGAGAUGGUGAAGGAGACGAUGACGCUUCCACCUUUUUCUCGCUUUUCUUGCUUCGAGCCGUCAGUUUUCUCUUGCCUUGCUACAUCAUGAUCUGGGCCAUAAGUAUCUUGCAGCGCCGCAGGCAAAGACAGGAGGCUGCGGCUCUGGCAGCUGCUCGGUUUGCUAUUGUCGUGCAAGCUGCACAAAGCAGGGGUCUCCUCGUUGCCUCAGCUGCACCCGCAAUCGCUUCACAGGCGACUCCUCACUUCGAAAACGCUUGAUUGAUUUAAGUGGGAGUUGUACCUUCUCUUUCAUUUCCUUGCAGUGUGUUACUAUGUGUAUAUGCAUAUGUAUGUUUUUUAGUCAGAUUGACAUAUAUGAUAAUGCACUUGAAAACCUA
This is a messenger RNA of Salvia splendens (bonfire salvia), 3873 nucleotides long. RefSeq lists its product as uncharacterized. Gene Ontology annotation, biological process: protein ubiquitination. NCBI's taxonomy places the organism in Eukaryota, Viridiplantae, Streptophyta, Magnoliopsida, Lamiales, Lamiaceae. Bases 2861 to 3754 code for a protein of 297 amino acids. The record is from RefSeq and is a predicted model, not a curated record. The transcript has 18 exons. Gene Ontology annotation, molecular function: zinc ion binding; ubiquitin-protein transferase activity. Gene Ontology annotation, cellular component: membrane.